AUGACUGAGACCACCAAGACCCACGUUAUCCUGCUGGCCUGCGGCAGCUUCAACCCCAUCACCAAGGGGCACAUCCAGAUGUUCGAGCGAGCCCGGGAUUACCUGCACAAGACCGGACGCUUCAUUGUCAUUGGCGGCAUCGUCUCGCCCGUACACGACUCCUAUGGGAAAACGGGGCUAGUCUCUAGCCGGCACCGCUUGACCAUGUGCCAGCUGGCCGUGCAGUCCUCCGACUGGAUCAGGGUGGACCCUUGGGAGUGCUACCAGGACACCUGGCAGACCACCUGCAGUGUGCUGGAACACCACCGUGACCUGAUGAAGAGAGUGACUGGCUGCAUCCUCUCCAAUGUCAACACACCCUCCAUCACCCCUGUGAUUGGCCAGCCCCAGAACGAGUCCUCGCAGAACAUCUACCAGAACAACAACGUCUCCAGCAAGCCCACCGCAGCAAAGAUCUUGGGUAAGGUAGGAGAAAGCCUGAGCCGGAUUUGCUGUGUUCGCCCGCCCAUGGAGCGCUUCACCUUUGUGGAUGAAAAUGCCAACCUGGGGACAGUGAUGAGAUACGAGGAGAUUGAGCUUCGUAUCUUGCUGCUCUGUGGCAGUGACCUGCUGGAGUCCUUCUGCAUCCCUGGCCUCUGGAAUGAGGCAGAUAUGGAGGUGAUUGUUGGGGAGUUUGGGAUCGUGGUGGUGCCCCGGGAUGGAGCAGACCCUGAGCGGAUCAUGAACCACUCCUCCAUACUCCGCAAGUACAAAAACAACAUCCUGGUGGUGAAGGAUGACUCAAACCACCCCAUGUCAGUUGUCAGCUCCACCAAAAGCAGAUUGGCCCUGCAGCACGGGGAUGGACAUGUCGUGGAUUACCUCUGCCAGCCCGUCAUUGACUACAUCCUCAAGAGCCAGCUCUACAUCAACGCCUCUGGCUAA
Molecule: messenger RNA, 924 nt
Organism: Cinclus cinclus
Lineage: Eukaryota; Metazoa; Chordata; Aves; Passeriformes; Cinclidae
Gene: NMNAT2
Product: nicotinamide nucleotide adenylyltransferase 2
Exons: 11
Coding region: 1-924 (307 amino acids)
Biological process (GO): NAD+ biosynthetic process
Cellular component (GO): Golgi apparatus
Molecular function (GO): nicotinamide-nucleotide adenylyltransferase activity; nicotinate-nucleotide adenylyltransferase activity
Source: RefSeq, a predicted model, not a curated record